AUGGCUUCUCUAUUUUUCAUUUUUCUUCUCCUUCUUCUUCCUCAUCUGCAUGUCCAUGGAAGUUUGAACACAGAAACAAGCUUCCAUCAAAACUAUGAGGUUAUUUGGGGUCAUGAUCAUGUUGUGUUCUUAAACCAAGGGAAAGAAGUUCAGCUCACAAUGGAUAAUUCUUCAGGAUCUGGAUUUGGAUCAAAGAUGGCAUAUGGGUCAGGACUGUUUCAUAUGAGGAUCAAAGUACCAAACAGGAAUUCUGCUGGAGUUGUCACAGCUUACUAUUUAACUUCAGAAGGAAGUAGGCAUGACGAGUUAGACUUUGAAUUCUUGGGAAAUAGAGAAGGGAAGCCAUACAGAUUACAAACCAAUGUCUUUGUAGAAGGGCAAGGGAAUAGAGAGCAAAGACUUCGCCUUUGGUUUGACCCUACUGCAGAUUUUCACAGCUACAGAAUUCUUUGGAAUCAACAUCAAAUUGUAUUUUAUGUGGAUAACGUCCCCAUUAGGGCAUACAAGAACAAAACUAAUAUUGGAGUGGGGUACCCAUCAAAGCCAAUGCAAAUACAAGCAACUUUGUGGGAUGCAGAAAGCUGGGCAACAAAUGGAGGAAAAACCAAAACUGACUGGAGUUAUGCACCAUUCAAAGCAAAUUUCCAAGGUUUUGAUGUUAGUGGCUGUCAAGUUUUAACCCCAAAUAGCAAAAUUUGUUCUUCUGAUAGGUACUGGUGGAAUAAGCAGAACUUUUGGCAGUUGGAUCCUGUAAGACAAACACAAUAUGAACGUACCAAACACAAGUAUAUGACCUAUGAUUAUUGUACUGAUAGGAACCGAUACCCACAGAUUCCCUUGGAGUGCCUUGAAUCAUCCAAUUAA
Messenger RNA from Sphenostylis stenocarpa, 864 nucleotides. NCBI's taxonomy places the organism in Eukaryota, Viridiplantae, Streptophyta, Magnoliopsida, Fabales, Fabaceae. The record is from the annotation of a GenBank genome assembly.